Messenger RNA from Fraxinus pennsylvanica, 2157 nucleotides. The record is from the annotation of a GenBank genome assembly. NCBI's taxonomy places the organism in Eukaryota, Viridiplantae, Streptophyta, Magnoliopsida, Lamiales, Oleaceae.
AUGGGGGGUAUAUGGACGACUAAUCGAAUCCAGUUAUCAUGUUUUUUGCUUUUGAUUCUCGUUUUGGAGAUUCAAGUGGGCUAUUCUCUCAAUUCUGAAGGAUUAGCUUUGCUGGAAUUCCGAGCAAGGGUAGAAUGCGAUCCGUCUGGAGCUUUAGCAAAUUGGAAUCCUAAUGACUGUGAUCCGUGCACUUGGUCGGGUGUUCAUUGUCUGAAUGGUGAAGUGUAUAAGUUGGAUCUCAAUGGACAGUACUUGCAAGGAAUAUUGGCUCCCGAGCUUGGAAAUCUUACUCAUUUAAGAUUCCUUAACCUCUCCAAGAACCAUUUUUCGGGCACCAUCCCUCCUCAGUUUGGGCAGCUUAAGAAACUGGAAGUGCUGGACUUGAGGAAUAAUAAUCUGAAUGGAUCAGUUCCUGCAGAAUUAGGCGGACUACAUUCACUGAAACGCUUGUUUCUUUGUAACAACAGAUUUGAAGGAAGAUUUCCUCUUGAGAUUAGGAAGCUUAAUUCGCUUGCAGAUUUACAGUUCGAUGAGAAUCUUGAAACUGUUACUGCUGCUGGAAUUGGCUAUGUGAAUAGAAAAUUUGGGCACUGCACGUGGCAGAGUGGUCAGAGACCAUCUACGAAGCAAGAUUCAUUUCUGAUAUCAAUUAGAGAGAUCCUAGUCCAUCACUUCAAUACGUUCCCUUUGUUUGGAAGCAAAUCGUUGCACAAUUAUGCUGGUAUUAGCUGUAGCAAUCUACCAAGUGCUAUUGAGCCAUAUGUCAUCGAAAAUGUAAAGAACGUGGCAAACAAUGCGCGUCGUAUACUAGUUGAACAGUCAAGUAACCUUGUUGCUGCCCCUGCCAACAUUAGGUCGCCAUCAGAUCCUAUCAUUGCUCUUCCAAGCAGCAGGAGUAGCGGAUCAUUUCCAGCUAUACCAAAUAGGAAGGGACCACCUCCUGUUCCCAUACCAUCACCCACUCCACCUCCACAGAACGAGACCCAUAACACAACUAAUCCUCCUCCUAAUUCUUCUGGUGCUGUAAGUAAACCAACUGAUAAACCGUCUCAUGAUGGUGAAAAAUUCAAGAAUUCGUGGAAGUAUAUCGUUGGGAUUGCAAGUGCAGUUAUCCUGCUCAUUUUUGUGGUGGCCGUCAUUGUCAUGUGCAGAAGCAGAGCGGCCCAAAAACUAAGUCCUUGGAAAACUGGAUUGAGUGGGCAGUUGCAGAAAGCAUUUGUUACAGGGGUUCCCAAGUUAAACAGAGCCGAGCUGGAAACUUCAUGCGAAGAUUUCAGCAAUAUUAUUAAUACAUAUGAAAAUAUAGCGACUGUGUACAAGGGAACUCUGUCCAGUGGAGUAGAGAUCGCUGUUGUUACGACUGCUAUAUCAUCUCUGAAAGAUUGGUCUAAACAUUGUGAAUCGACAUUCCGGAAGAAGAUUGACAUGUUGUCGCGAGUGAAUCACAAGAACUUCAUUAAUCUUAUUGGAUACUGUGAAGAGGACGAACCUUUUACAAGGAUGAUGGUUUUGGAGUAUGCACCAAAUGGCACCCUUUACGAGCAUUUGCACGUUAAAGAACUUGAACAUCUUGACUGGAAUGCAAGGAUGAGGAUAAUCAUGGGGACGGCUUAUUGCAUUCAGUACAUGCAUGAUCUCAAUCCACCGCUGGCACAUUGCAACUUGACUUCAGAAGUCAUAUUUUUAACAGAUGAUUAUGCUCCUAAAGUUGCAGAGAUUGAUUUUUGGAAAGAAUUCAUGGGCAAGUCAAAGAAUCCGGAAAAUGACUCCGAGCAUUCCCAACUGCCACCACUUGCUGACGGAGAAACAAAUGUUUACAGUUUUGGAAUACUGUUGCUUGAAAUAAUCUCCGGAAAGCUACCAUACUCCGAAGAGCAAAGGCCUCUCAUUAAUGGGGCUUCUGAAUACUUGAACGAUAUGCGGAAGAUCAACCAUUUGAUCGAUCCAACCCUGAAGUCCUUCAAAGAUAAUGAGCUCGAUGUUGUGUGUGAAGUAAUCCAAAGUUGCAUUCAACAAGAUCCACGGAAGAGGCCAACGAUGAAAGAAAUCGUUCAAAAAUUCCGGGAAGUCAUUGAUUUAUCGCCUGAGGCAGCAGCGCCAAGACUUUCUCCCCUCUGGUGGGCUGAGCUUGAGAUCUUAUCACAAGAAGCAUCUUAA